This is a messenger RNA of Penicillium samsonianum, 1832 nucleotides long. RefSeq names its product phosphoinositide binding protein ATG18. Gene Ontology annotation, molecular function: protein binding; phosphatidylinositol-3-phosphate binding; phosphatidylinositol-3,5-bisphosphate binding. The transcript has 5 exons. NCBI's taxonomy places the organism in Eukaryota, Fungi, Ascomycota, Eurotiomycetes, Eurotiales, Aspergillaceae. Bases 238 to 1521 code for a protein of 427 amino acids. Gene Ontology annotation, biological process: protein localization to phagophore assembly site; autophagy of mitochondrion; nucleophagy. Gene Ontology annotation, cellular component: phagophore assembly site membrane; fungal-type vacuole membrane; extrinsic component of membrane. The record is from RefSeq and is a predicted model, not a curated record.
CUCGCUUGUGACGACCAAAGACUUCGCGGAUAUCAUAUCCUCUCUUCUCCACAUCCUCGUCUUUGAAGCAUCUCGCUUUGUUCUAAGCCCAAGAUAUGUUACGCAGUGGCCAGUGACGGGCAAAGUGUUGCUGGUGGUCCCCUCACAAUCUCGCUCUGAGCGGGGUAUCUCCGACCUCCGAGAGUUGCCUUGUAUCAAUCUCAUUGAUUUCAUUUACAAUCCUGAACCUUUCCAAAAAUGGCCAUGAAUUUCGUGACAUUUAACCAGGACUACAGCUACUUGGCUGUGGCAACAUCUAAGGGAUUUCAGAUAUUUACAACUGAACCCUUUGCCAAGAGCUAUGAAGCUAAAGAGGGGAAUAUUGCUGUCAUUGAGAUGCUAUUCUCAACCUCUCUUGUAGCCCUUAUCUUAUCACCAAGACGCUUGCAGAUUCAAAACACCAAGAGACAAUGCACAAUAUGCGAAUUAACGUUUCCAACAACGGUUCUCGCAGUGAAGCUGAACCGCAAGCGCCUUGUUAUUGUCCUUGAGGAUCAGAUCUAUCUAUAUGAUAUCCAGACCAUGAAGCUUUUGUCCACCAUUGAUACUUCACCAAACCCCAACGCAAUUUGUGCCCUUGCGCCGUCUUCAGAGAAUUGUUACAUGGCAUACCCUCUUCCACAAAAAGCCCCUGCAGCCGCAAACACGCCAGCGCAUGCGCCCCCUGGAACAACACAUGUGUCUCCUACGACCGGGGACGUUCUAAUCUUUGAUGCCGUAAAGCUAGAAGCCAUCAACGUCAUCGAAGCCCAUCGCUCCCCUCUGGCGCUCAUUGCGUUGAACAGCGACGGGACUUUACUUGCUACCGCCUCAGAUAAAGGAACCAUCAUCCGCAUUUUCUCAGUUCCAGAUGGCCACAAGCUGUACCAGUUCCGACGUGGCUCCAUGCCGUCACGAAUUUACAGCAUGUCUUUCAACACCACAUCCACGCUAUUAUGUGUCUCUUCAUCCACCGAGACUGUCCACAUCUUCAAGUUGACCCAGCAAGGACCAUCGUCAGACGGUUAUUCGUCGCAUUCUCCUCCAGGUCAGGACCAUGGCUCUCCGCCAAAUUCCUAUGGAUAUUCACCCGAGGAGGACGAGACGGGCGGCGAUGCUGGCUCAGAUUCUUCCUUGCGGAAGCACAACGGCACUUUGAUGGGGAUGCUUCGCCGAACCUCUCAAAACGUCGGCGGCGCAGUUGCCGCCAGAAUGGGCGGAUAUCUUCCCAAAGGAGUUAGUGAGAUGUGGGAGCCAGCGCGUGACUUUGCUUGGAUCAAAUUGCCGCGAUCGAACCCAGGCCCUGGUGGAAACGCAGGCUCCGGGCCGUUGAGGAGUGUGGUUGCCAUGAGUAGCAACACUCCCCAAGUCAUGGUUGUCACUAGUGAUGGCAACUUCUACGUUUUCAACAUCGAUCUGUCGAAAGGUGGAGAAGGGACUUUGACGAAACAAUACUCAGUUGUUGAUUCAACCGAUAGGCUAGGCUACACUACGGAGUAUUGAGAGCCAAGCCCCUGGAAGAUAAAUCAAAGUAUAAAGGGAUAGUUCGGCUCUUAGGAGUUCGUUGCUCUCCCAGGGCCUCUUUUCUAUUGUUUCUUUAUGUUUGGCAUUGGCGUUCACUGCCGCCUUCUGCCAUGAAUCAUAGUUCUCUUUUUGAGUCUUUAGCGUCUCAAUACUCUCCGGCGUUUUUAGUCAGGAGUUCCCAUUUCGUAUUGGCGGGUCUGCUUCAUUUCAUGGCUGGUUAUUUAUCGAUAUAUCCGCUGCUUCCAAAUCCAAGGUUUUGAAUAGCCGCUAUAGAUUCUCAUACAUUUCCU